CGUGCGUGAGCUGGCGCGCGAGAAAGCGCUCGGUCGCGCCGAGGCUCGAGCGGCCGUCGCCAUUUUGUAGGGUUCUCUCUGACGCGGGACCCGCCGCCACCGCCGGCACCACCCGGAGGCUCUUGUCAGGAUGGUGAAGCUGUUCAUUGGAAAUCUGCCCCGGGAGGCCACAGAGCAAGAGAUCCGCUCACUCUUCGAGCAGUACGGGAAGGUGCUGGAAUGUGACAUCAUUAAGAACUAUGGCUUUGUGCACAUAGAGGACAAGACGGCCGCUGAGGAUGCCAUUCGCAACCUGCACCACUACAAGCUGCACGGAGUGAACAUCAAUGUGGAAGCCAGCAAGAAUAAGAGCAAAGCUUCAACCAAGUUACAUGUGGGCAACAUCAGCCCCACGUGCACCAACCAAGAGCUUCGGGCCAAGUUUGAGGAGUAUGGCCCGGUCAUCGAAUGUGACAUCGUGAAAGAUUAUGCCUUUGUACACAUGGAGCGGGCAGAGGAUGCAGUGGAGGCCAUCAGGGGCCUUGACAACACAGAGUUUCAAGGCAAACGAAUGCAUGUGCAGUUGUCAACUAGUCGACUUCGGACUGCCCCUGGGAUGGGAGACCAGAGUGGUUGCUAUCGGUGUGGGAAAGAAGGACACUGGUCCAAAGAGUGCCCAGUAGACCGUACAGGGCGUGUGGCAGACUUUACUGAGCAAUACAAUGAACAGUAUGGAGCAGUGCGCACGCCCUAUACCAUGGGUUAUGGGGAAUCCAUGUAUUACAACGAUGCCUAUGGAGCACUUGACUACUAUAAGCGCUACCGGGUCCGAUCUUAUGAAGCUGUGGCAGCAGCCGCUGCAGCUUCUGCAUACAAUUAUGCAGAGCAGACCAUGUCUCAUCUUCCUCAAGUCCAGAGCUCAGCUGUGCCCAGUCACCUCAACUCCACUUCUGUUGAUCCCUAUGACAGACACCUAUUGCAGAACUCCGGCUCAGCUGCCACCUCAGCAGCCAUGGCUGCCGCUGCCCCUUCCUCCUAUUAUGGAAGGGACAGGAGCCCACUACGUCGGAAUGCAGCUGUGCUCCCUGCAGUUGGAGAGGGCUACGGUUAUGGGCCAGAGAGUGAGAUGUCUCAGGCUUCAGCAGCGACACGGAAUUCUCUGUAUGACAUGGCUCGGUAUGAGCGGGAGCAGUAUGUGGACCGAGCACGGUACUCAGCCUUUUAAAAACUGGAGGUGUGAACCUCAAAUGGACUGAAUAACCCUGAGUUGGUUGCAGUCCCAGGAGCCUGAUGUUAAUGAGGCUGCCAGGAUGAAAUACUCUACAACUGUUGGGGAUCCAAAUUCAGGUCUCACCCUAACAGAACUGAUCCAAGAACAUCACAGCUUUUGAAGUCGAUUGGCACAGAUCAAGACCAAGAUUUGGCCCUGUGUCUGUAUUAAGUAGAGGAGCUUGGUGUGAGUUAACUUUUUUUUUCCCCCAGCCAUUGGUGUCUGGAGUUCCCAUCAUCAAUGGAGGAAUUAGACAGUCUUAGCAGUGGUUUCUUCUUUUGAUUUGUCAAGGGAUAUUUGGUCAAUUAGAAAACUACUGCUACUAUGGUUCUGAACUGACAGUGUGCCAUGUAGAUAACUUAAAGGGUGACUGACUAACUGCUCUUUGAGACUCUAUCUAGUCUUUGUGACUACAUUUUUUAAAAAAAUGUUUUCUUUGGAACAUUUGUAAUGUAAAAUUGGGCUGGGCAUGGGUGGUGGAUGUCUGUAGUCCCAGCUACUUAGGAUUGCUUUAGAACAGAAGUUCAUGGUCAUCGUGGGCAACAUAAUUAAAUCCCAUCUCUUAAAAAGGAAAAGAGAGAAACUGACUAUAUCUGAUAUCUUACCAUCUUUUGCUUCUUUUUCCUGGACAAAAUUCCUACAAAAUUAAUCUGUAGUCAUUGAAAAUGUGUACCUUCCUUGAAGCAGUGGUAGCCUUCUACUACAGGGGUUACCUAAGUUAAGACAGGAGAAAGCUGAGUUUGCAUCUUGUACAGCAUACAGCUGUAAGCAGGUUCCUAGAUGUAGCUAUUAGACUCCUGGGUGAUUUUGUGGGAUACACAUUCAACCCAGUCUGACUUGAUUUUGUUUUGUUCUUUUGUUUCUCCCUCUCCCCCCCUGGAAUACAGGACGGGACCAGGGCCCUUGUACUCGGAACCAGGCUGCUCUCCAGGCAUUGUGUAAGCCUCUUGUGUUGUGCUUUCUUUCAGGUAGGAUAAUUGCGGACUGAACCCUCGGGCUGCGGUCAUAUAUGAGAACUUGGUCCUCGCGGUCCCCUUUGCCGGGAUGUUUCCAUUGCUUCAUGUUUCAGUAAACAAAGGAAUUUGUGACCAACUAUGUUUCUUUUCUUAAUUCUGAGUUGACUCUCCUUCCUCGAUGCUAGUUGUCUGUCCUUUAUUCUCAGCCUCUGAGCAGCCCUAGGUAAGGGUCAUGCUGGCGUCCCCCUUUCUCCUGUACAGUGGAGCCCCUCGUAAUCUUGCUCUCCCUAGGGGUUGAGCCCUUGGUCCCGCCUUCCUGCAGCACCUCCUCUCCCUUUAAGAUGACCAUGUAGUGGCGAGCAGCCUUUAACUCCUGUUAGCUCUGGACUAUAACACUGAAGCUCAAUUUCUGAAGUUGCUAGGACCGUUGGGGUUUUGUUGUUGUUUCAGUUUGAUUUGUUUGUUUGUUUUGUUUUUUUGUUUUCCUGGUUUUGUCUGACCUGUGAUCGUGGUAUAGCAUUAGCUGAAAUUUAGCCUUGUUUUAUUCCACUCCUCCCAUUUUUUUUUUUUUU
This is a messenger RNA of Onychomys torridus (southern grasshopper mouse), 2777 nucleotides long. RefSeq names its product RNA-binding protein 4B. The transcript has 4 exons. The record is from RefSeq and is a predicted model, not a curated record. Gene Ontology annotation, cellular component: nuclear speck. Gene Ontology annotation, molecular function: zinc ion binding; mRNA binding. Gene Ontology annotation, biological process: mRNA splicing, via spliceosome. The coding region runs from base 131 to 1204 and encodes 357 amino acids. Lineage: Eukaryota; Metazoa; Chordata; Mammalia; Rodentia; Cricetidae.